GUCCGCCACCAUGAAUGUUGCUUUAUAUAUGCAACAAUAUGUGAAUCAUUCAUCACCUGGACGCUACUAGCCAUGAUUAUUAUCAGUAUGGCGGUAAGCACCAGACCGGCGGCAUUGCUAAUCGGUAUAAACCUUUUGUAAAAACUGCCAAAGUAAUGCUGUAUUUGUUUCAAUCAGUACGAAUUGAGUCACAGCCAAGUAAACAGGGCUAACAUUGCGGUAAUGUGGUAAAGUGGUAAUACAAAAGCACAGUGCUUUAAUUCUUCAACCACUCCCUAUUUAGUUUCAGUAUUUAUUUGUUGCUGUGAAGAGAGUGGAAAAAGUGUUUUAGACACAAAACAUUAUUGAAUUUAUAUAAAUAAACGAAAUGAGCGAAGAUUCAGAGGAAGCUCCCAUCUGGUUAGACACAACCUACGUGGCGAAGAUACUCAACAAUUAUACGCAUAAUCAGUUAAAUGAAAUUAUUUUAUUUACCAAAGAGCCUGCUACUAAAAAAGGUGAAAACUAUGCAAGUUGUAUACAUCUUAUAAAGGUUUCUUAUACCACGAAGGCGGACCCGGAAGCCAUAAGGAAGGUUACACUGAUAGUAAAGUCACGUUUAGAAAAUGAAUUAUUCUCACAAAUAGAGGAAGAUUUCAAUGUGUUUCACCGAGAAUCGCAAGUCUACAAUAUAAUAAUGGGCAAAGCAGAAGAGCUGUUACGCAAUGUCAACGAUGCAACACGUUUUGGACCUAAAGCGAUUUAUGUGGAUGAACGCGUGAUAGUACAGGAAGACCUUAAACAGCAAGGUUUUGCAAUAGAAGAUGUCAAGGUUGGAUUGGAUUUUGAUUGCUGCCGUUUAAUUCUAGAGAAAUUGGCAAAAUUUCAUGCAGUUAGCAUGGUCCUGUACAGAGAGAAUCCAGACUUAUUUCGCCAUCAUUUGCCAAGUAAUGUCUCUGAGCACUCAUCGCCCCUCCAUGACCUUUAUACAAAUGCCAUUAAGUGUUCGAUCGAAUAUUGUCAAACAAAUCCCAAACUUCAACAUUAUGUACCAAAGUUGAAAAUCUUCGGUGAGAAAAUUAUUCCGAAGAUGAUAAAUGUUUUCAGCCGCAGUCAAACGGACCGUUAUCACGUGCUAAACCACGGUGAUAUGUGGGUGAACAAUUUGAUGUUUCGAAAGGAUGCUGGUGGCAAUGUUGUGGAAGUACUGUUCGUGGAUUAUCAAGAGGGAUUUUAUGGUUCCCCAGGCAUCGAUUGGAAUUUUUUCAUAUUUUCAUCGUGGCAAAAGGAAGUGUUCCAAAACCACUUUGAAGACCUGCUGGCUAUAUAUCAUGCGACAUUGACUGAUUUGUUGGAUAAAUUGAAAUAUGAUCUGCGAAUACCAACUAUUGAAGAUGUGAGAAAGUCUAUACUAAAUAAAGGAUUCCAUGCUUAUUUUGUUUCUAAAGGUCUUGUAACUGCUACUUGUUUACUGCCCAUUUUGAUCAACGAGAACUCGGACUUAGCGGAUCCAUUGAAUUUUCUUUUGGUUACUGACGAGGCGGUAGAGAAUCGGCGAAAAGUUUUUGACAACCCAAAAUAUGGUGAAAGAUUGGAAGUUUAUUUGGAAUUUUUCGUGAACAAUGACAUUUUGUAAGAAUAAAGACUGCAGUGAGGAUUUAAAAAAAAAGUUGUGCAAACAUACAAAGUUUACGAGUAUAUCUGGGCAAUUAUAAAAUCAAGACCCCAAAAAGCGUAUUUUUGGUGAUCUGAAUGCGUUAAACUCAAAACUA
Molecule: messenger RNA, 1751 nt
Organism: Anastrepha ludens (Mexican fruit fly)
Lineage: Eukaryota; Metazoa; Arthropoda; Insecta; Diptera; Tephritidae
Exons: 6
Coding region: 368-1615 (415 amino acids)
Source: RefSeq, a predicted model, not a curated record